AUGUUAUCGUUACAACCGACCGGAAAUGUAAUUCAGGUUACCGACCAGGAUCCACUGAGUACUAUUCAACAACUCAUUCAAGAAGAGCUAAAGAUACCUGUAGAGCAUCAACUGCUGUUCAUGGAAGAUGAAUUUCAAAAAGAUGAUCAGCAGAUAUUUCCAAACUUAAAGUCAAAUCUUGCACACAUAGUUGAUGCUCGAGGUAGCAUUGCGCUACUCUGCAUUGAGCUUCCAAAUAAAACUCGUCAACCACUGUUGCUCGAUCGACCUUGGAUGGUCUCGAAUUUGAAUAAAGCGAUCGAACAAAGAUUUGGUUAUGCUAUACUAGCUCAACAAUUACAACUACAAAAUGGCGCACCUACAUAUAAUACCGGCCGACGGCCCAAGAAGAUUGGUCAGACAAUCUUUCGAAAUUUUUUCAAAACAGAAGAUACGCAAAAAUUGAGCCGUCAGACGCAAAUAGUUAAUGGGAGUACCAUCGCACUCUCAAUUAACACCUCAAACCUAUUUUUGAGAACAAUGUCAUCACCCAAUCAAACUUACGAUAUUUCAAUUUUACCAUCGAUGUCUGUUCAGACAGUUAUCAAUAGUCUCUCACAAAGACUCAAUAUAUUGCCUUAUCGUUUCAAAUUAUUCACAUUGGUUUCACGCGUUGAACUGGCAGAAAAUCAUCGUCUAUUAUCUUCAUAUGAUCUUGAAGCAGGUCAAAUUAUUGAAGUAGUUAUUAGCCCGCCCGUAAAACGCAAAGUUCAGAUUAUUCUUUCUUCAGGAAAGAUAUUGGAGCCAGAUCUAGUCGUGGAACACCGCAUCAGUGCAUUGAAAAAUAUCAUAAGAGACCGUGAAGGUAUUGAGACUCACAACCAAGUGGUUCUCAAAGAAGGUAACGAACUACCUGAUGAUGCACUUAUUUUCGACUGUCUUCAGGAUUGGAAUGGAUCAUUGAACGUUAAAAUCGUGCUGAGUGGCCCCCUAGCUCUCGAUCCAUCGGUACUUGCUCCUGAGUUUGAUUUUGAUUUUACAGAUAUAAAUGAUUGCGGACAAGUAUUCACUCGGGGCGAUCAUGUCUAUGAACGACCUUCUGGCUGCAUGCGAAUCGCUCUCAAUGUUGCUGGAAAAUAUGGAACUGACAGUAGAUGGCUUGGAAUGACCGGUACAGAUCCAGAAGAAUGGCCUGUGUCUUACCAUGGAACGGCUCAAAUGAACGCAAUGAGUAUCGCCGACGAGGGUUUCAAACUUAGUAAAUGUGAUCGAUUCGCAUUUGGAAGGGGUAUCUAUUCAACACCGCAACUUCAUGUAGCCAAGGAUUAUGCAUCGGAGUUUGAAUAUCAAGGUAACAAGUAUUUUGCUCUCCUGCAAAAUCGUGUCAAUCCAAAAUAUCUCACAAUUAUUGACAAGCAGGAAACACUUCAUGGUGAAUAUUGGGUUAGCAGCAAAGAUAAAGCUGGUGGAAGCGACGAUGAUAUAAAGGAUCUCAUUCGGCCGUAUGCUAUUUGCAUUUUUAAAUAUCAAUCGAGAUAA
Molecule: messenger RNA, 1518 nt
Organism: Rotaria sp. Silwood2
Lineage: Eukaryota; Metazoa; Rotifera; Eurotatoria; Philodinida; Philodinidae
Source: the annotation of a GenBank genome assembly